Messenger RNA from Aphanomyces invadans, 1483 nucleotides. RefSeq lists its product as hypothetical. The transcript has 4 exons. The record is from RefSeq and is a predicted model, not a curated record. The coding region runs from base 158 to 1483 and encodes 441 amino acids. NCBI's taxonomy places the organism in Eukaryota, Oomycota, Saprolegniomycetes, Saprolegniales, Verrucalvaceae.
GUCUCGCUGAGUGCCGGACCACGAGCGACGGGACAACCAAGCCGCAGCCCAUCACCGACGACCUUUCAAGAGAGCUGUCGCGGAGGACGAGCCAUGCACGGUGUCGGCAGUGCGGAAUUGAACUGGUCGAAGAAGCGCGUUUCACACGUGAGGAAAUAUGCAAAUGUGGCGAUGGACAGCGGCCGCGCUGUCGCCGCUCAACGCCAUGGAGUGGCAAAUGAGCCGCGUGGUGUCGAUCCAAGCUCGCGUCCAGCGCGAUAAACCUGUGUGGGACACGAUUCAUCGUGUGUUUGUGUCGUCUGUCGGGACGACGUUUGACGACCGAUAUGCGGCGACUCUCGACACGGUCAACCUGGCGUCCGUCGAGGGAGUCCUCAAGUAUGUUCAAAGCGAAGGGAUCAACCAACACAUGCUCAAUCCAGCGUCAUGUGAGCGCAAAAACAACAUGCAGUUCAUCGUGCUGUACGAAAUCACGCUGGUCCAGCCGACGACGGCCCUCGCCGUGUUUCAAACCGACGGGAAUCUCGUCCCCGAGUACGGGCCAUUCGUCGCCAUGGACGGUGGCAUGUGCACAUCGGUCGUGGCUCACGCGACGGUGCUCCCCGACGACUGCAUUCGGAUGUUUGGAUCGGCUACGCUUCCGGCCGUGGGGCCGUACGUCGGUGCCGGGACGCGGAGCGAGGACCCGCGGGCGCCGUACCCGAACACGAUAUGGUUUUCCUAUCCAAACAGCUGUGUCAUGCAGCCGUGGGCCAGCAAGACACCGGUGUGCCGGAACGCCUUUCGUGCAGGACUUUGUCCAUUUGGAGUGGCCCCGAACGGCAUCAACUGCACGUUUGCGUACACCGUUUUGGGCUUCCUGCGCCUCGACGACCUCGUGGGCAUUACGAAUCUCACGCACAGCCUCACGCGGCAGCCGUACUCGUCGUAUUUUGAGUUUUGCAAGGAUACGCGCGGGCAGUACCAAGGCGUCGAGUUCAAGGCCCCUGACGGCGUGUACGACAACAAGGCGGUGACGUCGUUGCCAUUCUGGAGCGAGCCAUACAACCCCGAUGCCAACCGAAAGCGAGCCGAGGCAGUGGUUGACAUGUACAACGCGAGAAUCGGAACAAUAGGGGCGGAGCAUAUGCGCGCGUUGCCGGCCGUGGCGGCGCUGCACAAUCCUCCGUGCUACGUCAAUGCCAAGCAGUGCGCUGACGCGCCUUUUGGGUGUAAGCGCCACUUGCUGGCACAAGUGUGUCAAGUGUGUGGUGGGCCAGACGCCGCGUGCGUGAAGGCUCCGCCAGGAUAUCACUUCCCGACCCUGAGCGUGCCAACGCUAGCACCCGCUCCCCGCGUCGAGCCAAACGUAUCGAAUGCAGUAGAUGUUCACGGACUGCCUUCGCUGGCCCAGCCAUCGGGAGGAAUGGCGAGCUUUAGCGCGAUUUGGAGUGGUUGGCUAGGGCUGGCGAGUCUGGCCGUAGCUGGCGCCACAUGGCCCUGA